This is a messenger RNA of Trematomus bernacchii (emerald rockcod), 2752 nucleotides long. Its product is annotated as protein adenylyltransferase SelO-like. NCBI's taxonomy places the organism in Eukaryota, Metazoa, Chordata, Actinopteri, Perciformes, Nototheniidae. Bases 801 to 2564 code for a protein of 587 amino acids. The record is from RefSeq and is a predicted model, not a curated record. The transcript has 20 exons.
GGAGUUAACGCUAGCUAUAUAUGGGAGUUGUUACAUUUCAGGAAUGCAGUGGUAGAUGUCAACAACUGUUGCUUUCUAUUUAACUAAAGAUAUCAAAUGUGUCUUUGUCUAGUUCUCCAGGAAUUAAGUAGAUUGUGUGUGUAACGUUACUAUUUGGAGAUAGUAGCUAACAGCUAGCUUUAGCCUGUAGCCAAUGUUGCUGUUGUUUUCCAGUUUGUUAUACUGUGAUCUUGGACGUAAUGCAGAUUAAUUAAAUAAUACUACUUUAAAAUCCACACACAAAUGUUUUACGAAAAAGGUUGCCUUUAAGUCAAUCUUGUUUUUCACAGCAUAAUCACAGGUGUCAAUGACAUGUGAGCUUGUUUGCCAUUGGUGUAAAUUAUGCAAAGUACAUUUGCUUGUACUGUGUGCAUUUUUCCAUGUAAUGCCACCUUACACUUUUACUCCAGUAAAUGACAUUUCAGAGUAAAAUUAUUUGCCGGUUCAGAUUUCAACGUACAUAACCUAUGAUCCAUACAUAAAAUAUAUGAAGUUGUAUAUAUGAACUACCCAAAGAGUAGGCUAGUUUUACUGUUGACUCUUUAAGCUUAUUUUGGGAAUAUUACUUAGGCAAGUAAAAAAUAGUAUUGAAUGUAGUAGAUCAUUAUAGUGUUAUUGCUACUUUCACUUCAGUACAGGUUUGAGUUCGUCUUCCCCAAAUGCGCUGUGUGCUCCAGCUGAAAAUCAUUUUGUACCCAUUUUCAAAUCUACAAAUAAAGCUUACAGGCAGGUUCCUUUGAGGCGGUGUCUGUGUCUAUGACAUGUGGAGCCCUAACCAAGUGUUAGUGUUUGCACUGGUAGCAGCAUCCAGCUUCACAUCUGUACAUGUUCUGGAGUUCUGCCAGAGUACUGACCGUGACUGCCAUGGUGAUAAUCAUGACAAUAUGGCAUCAAACAGCCAGCCGUCCCUACACACUGUCAAAUCCAGGUGGAAUGUGAGUGUUUCCAACCUUAUAAAAGACCUGGAGCAGUUGAAAGUGUCCAGCAAGAAGCUAAUAGAAGCAUUCCCGAUUGAUGAGGUUAAUGGCAACUUUGCUCGCUCUGUAAAGAACUGUAUAUUCUCCAAAUCCAUUCCAACCCCAUUGAGAGGCCCAUUGAGACUGGCAGCAGCUUCUAAGGAUGUCAUCGAGGGAAUUUUAGACUUGGAUGUGGCUCUAACCCACACCAAUGAUUUCCUGCAUUUUGCCAGUGGGGACAAACUGCUAUCAAGAUCUGUACCCCUCGCUCACAGAUAUGGAGGUCAUCAGUUUGGGUACUGGGCAGGUCAGCUUGGCGAUGGUCGAGCACAUUCCCUUGGUCAGUAUACAAACAGGAAAGGAGAAGUGUGGGAACUGCAGCUUAAAGGCUCUGGGAAGACUCCUUAUUCCAGGUCAGGAGAUGGUAGGGCUGUGAUCCGUUCUUCUGUAAGGGAGUUCCUCUGCAGUGAAGCCAUGCAUUUCCUGGGGAUUCCAACCAGCAGAGCUGCCAGUCUAAUUGUAAGUGAUGAGCCUGUGAUAAGGGAUAAAUUCUACAAUGGCAAUGUGAAGACAGAGAGAGGGGCUGUUGUUCUCCGGUUAGCCAAGUCAUGGUUUCGGAUUGGAUCUUUAGAAAUUCUGUCUCAGAGUGGAGAGAUAGAUCUCCUGAGAAAGCUGCUGAACUUUGUGAUUGAUGAGCAUUUUUCCUCAAUCAAUUCAGACGACCCAGAUAAAUAUUUGGUGUUUUAUUCCACAGUUGUAAAUGAAACAGCCAAUCUGAUUGCCCAGUGGAUGUCUGUUGGUUUUGCACACGGUGUGUGCAACACUGACAACUUCAGCCUCCUGUCCAUCACCAUCGACUACGGGCCGUUUGGCUUCAUGGAGGCGUAUGACCCCGGUUUUGUCCCCAACACAUCUGAUGAUGAGGGCAGAUAUAGCGUUGGAGCUCAGGCAAACGUCGGACUGUUCAACCUGGAGAAGCUCUUAAAUGCGCUCAGUCCUGUGCUCUCUAAACAUCAGCAGAACCAGGCGCAACGUAUUUUGAAAGGCUAUGCCAAUAUUAACCAGAUGAGGAUUCACCAACAUUUUAAAGCUAAACUAGGGCUUCUAGGUGAAGAGGAGGAGGAUGGCUACCUCAUUGCCUUCCUGCUUAAGAUGAUGGAGGACACUCAGUCAGACUUCACCAUGACCUUCAGGCAGCUCAGUGAAGUUUCAGCCCAGCAGCUUCACAACAGGAAGUUCCCACAGAUGUGGGCUCUUGAAGACUUGUCAUCCCACAAGCUCUUCUCUGAUUGGCUCAGCAUGUUCCUGCUCCGGCUCAGCAGACAACUAAAUGAUAGUGAUUUGCAGCGUCAAAACAGGAUGAAAAAUGUAAAUCCUCGAUAUGUGCUGAGGAACUGGAUGGCAGAGUCUGCUAUAAGUAAAGUUGAGAUGAACGAUUUUUCUGAGGUGGAGCUGCUGCACCACAUCCUUUCACAUCCCUAUGUUACACAAGAGACUGCAGAGGAGGCGGGCUAUGCAGCAAGAUCCCCGCUUUGGGCUAAGAGGUUAAAGGUCAGCUGUUCCUCUUGAGAGAUUCUUGGAUACAGCAACAACACUAAAGAGAAGAAGAAUAACAGCAUACUUGCACUCUUUGGUGUGAUUUAGUAAAUUCUCACAUGCUGGUGGAAACAAUUUGUUCCAAAAUGUCAAGGUCGUGGCUUUUUAAAUGUUUUUCUACUGCAUAUUUACAUAAACGUAUAUUAAAAGAUGCUACAGUU